Messenger RNA from Funneliformis mosseae, 818 nucleotides. The record is from the annotation of a GenBank genome assembly. Lineage: Eukaryota; Fungi; Glomeromycota; Glomeromycetes; Glomerales; Glomeraceae.
AGACUUUAUCGCCCUAUGGAAAACAGAUGAAUUCGCAACUUAAAUAUACUAGUCCACCACGAAGAAACGAGACAGAGGUUCCUAUUCCAUUAUCCGAAACACCAGUGAUAAGGAAGAAUACAGAUAUCCGAAAACAGAAAAGAAGAUCAAGCCUUGAUAAGAGGGGAAAAAGAGCAUCUUCGAUCGGAAAUGGAUUUGUUGCAAAACCACAUCCAGAUAUUAGCCACGAAGAAUUUUAUCGUCAUAUUCAGCAAGACUUGCCUGGACCAAUAAAGUUGAGACAACUUUUAAGUUGGUGUGGACAAAGGGCUUUGGAAAAGCAAAGAUCAAAGGAUGAGAAUGCUCUUAAAAUAGCAAAAAUUGUGGAAGCUGACAUUUUGAACGAUUUGAUGGAUAGUAAAAUAAAUACAUCUUGGUAUCAUCGAAAUAAUGAUCAAGAUCUACAAGUAAGAAUAAAGCAGCCACAUCAACAAAAUGUUGAAAAUCGAAAUAAAUUCGAAGAAUUAAAACCAAUAUUUCAAAGAUUGAAAACGGAAAAUGAUGAAUGGAAUAAUCUAAUUAAUGAGAUCAAUUCCUUUCAUUCAUCUAUUGAUAAGGCUGUUAAAAAAGUAUCGCAAGGAAACAAUAACAUUUUCUUGGUACCUGAUGAAGUAGAUAUGACGGUUUUGCAUGUGGAUAAUUUAUAUACAAUACUAUAUAAUGCAUCCUCAUAUAAUACUGCCACUCAAACUUAUUGUGAAAACUUGUUGAUUAAACUUUUGGCAGUUAUUCGCAAACGUCAAGAAAAAAGCAGCAAUAUAAGUAUCGAAACUGAUGAG